Molecule: messenger RNA, 1324 nt
Organism: Exaiptasia diaphana
Lineage: Eukaryota; Metazoa; Cnidaria; Anthozoa; Actiniaria; Aiptasiidae
Product: ER membrane protein complex subunit 4
Exons: 6
Coding region: 11-550 (179 amino acids)
Biological process (GO): protein folding in endoplasmic reticulum
Cellular component (GO): EMC complex
Source: RefSeq, a predicted model, not a curated record
GAAAAACAAAAUGGCCGCCAGGUCACUGACGAAGAAGUCGGCGAAUAAAUGGGCUAUAGACCUCGUUGGAAGGCCUAAAUACCUACUUGAACGCCAGUUUCAAAGCUCGUCUGAUCUUCCAGCUCCUCUGGGCUACACGGAACACCGUGUUCAACAUGAACCAAGAGACUUAAACAGCACACAUCUAGUGGCCAAAAAAACAUGGGACAUAGCRCUUGGACCAUUCAAACAAAUCCCAAUGAACCUGUUUAUCAUGUACAUGGCUGGUAAUUCUAUAUCUAUAUUUCCUAUUAUGAUGGUYGGUAUGAUGUUCUUACGUCCUGUCAAAGCCUUGCUAGCUAUUAAAUCAACAUAUAAAGCCCUCGAAGGAGACCAUGACACAGCUUUCCUACAAAAGGUUAUUUAUCUCCUUGGUAAUAUUGCACUGGUGUUUUUGGCACUGUACAAGUGUCAGUCYAUGGGGCUGUUACCUACUGCCACUUCUGACUGGCUUGAAUUCAUGGAACGUAAAACGAGACUUGAAUAUAGUGGUGGUGGAUUUACAUUAUAGACCUGACUUAGUAUAUAGAAUACACAACAUGCAUACAGCUAAUUCCAUAAAGUUGUUGUAAACAAGACAAAAGAAAAUAAUUGUACUACUGCAAGGAAUUGUGGAUAGCCAAGACUUCAGCCAAUGAGAAAGCAGGCAUUAGAGAUAAUGUUUUAUUGUCUUUUCAGCCUAGUUAACCCUUUUGUAAGGGGGGCUUUGUAAGGGGGGCUUUGUAAGGAGGUUUUGUAUAGGAAACUACUAACUUAAUAAGCAUGUUGAAAUAUUGCAUAGAAGAGAAGAUGUUAAAAACACUCUAUUAAUCCAGCCAUAAAGAAAUCAUGUGGUUGGCACAUGAAUAAUGAAGGCUUGCGUCACAUGAAGUAUUACUAUUUCUUCUAUUGCAAAGGAAGCAAAAGUGGCAGUCAUUUUAUUUGUAGUUCCCUGUAACAUCAGUCUCUUUUUUUGUGUUUUUGUUGUUGUUGUGUUUUUUUUUUGUGUGUUAUAUUUUAAAGAGCAGAAAGAGAGAAAAAAUUUCCCCUCUUUUCUAAAUAAAAAAAGUAAAAGAUUAYAAAAUACUACCAACCAAUGUUAAUUCUUUUGUUUUCUAUUGACUAUUCUCAAAUCUCAGUACAUUCAGCUUCUGUUAGCCAUCAAAUCAAUACAUAAAUUGAUUGUUUAUUUUAUUGUUUUCUAUCCAAGGAACGAGACUAUUCCCGACUGUCCUGGAAUUUUAAGAAACGUCARUUGUUUAAUCCACACUUCAAUCUAUAUUCAGAGAUUAAAAUAUUCCUACUC